CGGAAAGACAGUCAAUCCAACCGGUUUACAGCUAAUCACGACGAUGGAGAGCUCAGCUUCAUCAAUCCACUCGCAGCACACCCUUACGGGGCCUUCUCCCUCAUCUAAACCUUCGCCGCAUUCCUCGACAGCACCCCUACCACCCGCAGAAGUUCCACAUUACAAGCUCGUUCUUUCUCAAUCCCUUGUCACCGAUGAAGUGCUUCAUCACACCUACCCAGGCUCUGGGACUUCAGAAGACCCGUAUCGAAUCGAGUUCAUCCCACACGACCCACGUAACCCAAAAACAUGGAAGAAGUGGAAGAAGUGGACUAUCACUAUGACGUGCGCUAUUGCAACAUUGGCUGUGGCGUUCGUCUCGAGUGCAUUCACGGGAGGUAUUGCGCAGAUGAUGGAGGCUUUUGGAGUGGGAACGGAGAUCAUCACGUUGGGCGUUUCGUUGUUUGUGCUUGGAUUUGCGAUUGGGCCAUUACUCUGGGCUCCGUUGAGUGAACUUUAUGGGCGGCAAGUUCUGUUCUUUGCGACGUACGCCGGGCUGACGGCGUUCAAUGCCGGUGCUGCUGGAUCGCAAAAUAUCCAGACUCUGGUCAUUCUCCGGUUCUUUGCUGGCGCGAUUGGUUCAAGUCCUCUCACCAACGCCGGUGGUGUCAUCGCUGACAUGUUCGACGCGAACGAACGUGGUCUCGCCAUGGCUAUUUUCUCCGCUGCUCCUUUCCUCGGACCCACCAUGGGCCCCAUCGUCGGUGGUUUUCUUGGUGAGACCGAGGGGUGGCGUUGGGUCGAAGGUCUUAUGGCCAUCUUCACCGGCGUUGUCUGGAUAGUCGGAUCACUCGUCAUUCCUGAGACUUAUGCUCCCGUUCUCCUUCGUCGCCGCGCCGCCAAGCUGAGCGAGAUGACUGGUCAAGUGUAUCUCAGCCAGUUAGACUACGAUAGAGGAAAGCAGUCGUUCAGCCAGACGAUGCUAACAGCGUUGAGCAGGCCGUGGAUCUUGUUGAUUAGGGAGCCGAUCGUCUUCCUACUUUCGUUGUACAUGGCUAUCAUCUACGGAACACUGUACAUGUGUUUCGGCGCGUUCCCAAUCGUGUACCAAGAAAACCGUGGUUGGUCGGAAGGUGUCGGUGCGCUUCCCUUCAUCAGUGUCGCCAUCGGCAUGAUGUUCGGUGUCCUCUAUGUCAUUCUCUACGAGAACAAACGCUACGUCCGUGCUGCCAAGAAGGCUGGUGGACGUGCACCUCCAGAACAACGUCUCCACGCUGCCAUGAUCUCCUGUGCCGCCCUCCCCAUCGGUCUCUUCUGGUUCGCAUGGACAAAUUCUCCCUCCGUCCACUGGUCCGUCUCCGUCAUCGCCACCGCACCCUUCGGCUUCGGCAUGGUCCUCGUCUUCCUUUCCAUCAUGAACUACCUCAUCGACGCCUACGUCAUCUACGCCGCCUCCGUCCUCGCUGCCAAUUCCGUCCUGCGUUCCCUCUUCGGUGCAGCCUUCCCACUGUUCACGACGUACAUGUUCGAGAACUUGGGGAUCCAUUGGGCGAGCACGAUCCCGGCGUUUCUGGCGCUGGCGUGUGUGCCGUUCCCUUUCUUGUUCUUCAAGUUUGGCCCGCAGAUCAGGAAGAGGUGCAAGUAUGCGGCGGAGGCGGAGAGGUUCCUGAGAGAUAUUCAGGCGGAGAAGGAUCCGAAGGAAAUCGCUGAGGAGGAAGAGGCAGAAAGAGAAGCGGAUAGGGAGACAUUGAAUGGGAAGAACAAUGUGGAGAGGGAUUUGGAGAAGGGUAGUCCGAAGGGGGUUUAGACGCGGUGGGUGUCGAUCUCGACGAACUUCUGUCGAUGAUCAUGACGGUCGGUUUCUAUUUGAUCUUGUCUGUUUGUUCGUCCGCUUUGGGUCCGCGUUUGGCGCAUUUCACUACUUCACGCUCUCCACUUCACGCUUUCCAUUUCACGCUCUUCAUUUCAUCCUGAGAAGACCUUCUUAGUUCGCUUCGCACAUCUCUAUGUCUCGUUCAUGCAUCACAUCUCUACUCUCUCCUACUCCUACAUUCUUCUCUCUCCCUCUCACGUCUCUUCUCCCGCUCUCAAAACACAUCCUAGAUUAUGCUCACUAGCAAAUAUCAGUGAGUAUAAUGUAACAUUCUCCUUAUAUCCUAAUCCACUUACAUACAUAGUACAGCAACCACAGCACGCACGUACUCACACUUACAGACUUGUUGUUUCUGUACCACAUUUCGCACACUGAUCUCCCAUUGACUUAUAUCGUUUAUAAGUAUGUAGAUAUGUUCAGCAGUAGUAUUUUGAUGACGAAACGAAUACAAUGCUCUCAAAC
Molecule: messenger RNA, 2314 nt
Organism: Stereum hirsutum FP-91666 SS1
Lineage: Eukaryota; Fungi; Basidiomycota; Agaricomycetes; Russulales; Stereaceae
Product: MFS general substrate transporter
Exons: 5
Coding region: 44-1786 (580 amino acids)
Biological process (GO): transmembrane transport
Molecular function (GO): transmembrane transporter activity
Source: RefSeq, a predicted model, not a curated record